AUGCCCAAGCGAGUGAGGAACAAUGGCUGUUACGUUGUGCCUUCUGGCUACAAUGUCGUACCGCAGCUGUAUUGCACCGCGACGGCUACUCCCAGUAGCAUCGCGGCCUCCAGCACCCCGUCGAUUAUGCAAAUUACGUCCAGCAGCAUAGUGUCUUCCCCCAUCGUGCCUUCGUCAAGUGCGGUCCCACCGUCAUCUACGCCAAGUGCGCAGGUCCUCCCAUCAAGCAGUGCGACAACCAUGGCAUCGAGUUCUGCAUCUUCUGCGCUAUCGUCUGCUGGGGUACCACCAACAACGACUCCAUUCUCCGCACUUUCAUCCGCAUUAGUGUCUCCUAUCCUCACAGCAACGAGCUCGGUGACUCCAAGUUCAUCAAUAGCGAGCUCAAGCGCUGUGCAAAGCUCCGCUUUGCCGGGUAUAGUAGGUGGUGUAGUAACGGGUGCUGCAAGUGCGAGUAGUGCAGCACAAGCAUUCUCCCAAAAUCCGACCACUGACACCGAAACUGCGUUAAAACAGGCAGUUUCUGCCGCUCAAGAUGCUGCCACAGCGGCAAAGGCCCUUGCAGAUGCAGCCGCCUUCACAGCUCUUAGCGCUGAGUUGGCAACAGUCCUCAGUUCGUUGAGUGAGGCUGCAGCAACUCUCGCAUCCGCAGAGGCCCUCGCUGACAUCGCUGCGGCCGUCGCUCCUGAGCUCGCCGCCGCUGAAGCCGCUGCAGCUACCGCUCAAGCAAUCGAAAACGCAGGCCCUGAUAGUCCCGAGCCAACUGCCCAGCAACCAUCGGCCAACCAGCCGUCCGGGACACAGGCGUCUCCAACAAUCUCCGCGAGCUCGGCUGCUGGCUCUUCCAUCGCUCCAUCAAGUGCUCCAGUCGCGAGUAGCUCUUCCGCUGCAACAUCGUCCGUCAUGUCUGCAAGCGCCUCUUCUACCAUUACGUCCUCGGCAACUGCGUCAGCCUCGACCUGUGAUGCCUGUGUCGCUUGUGCUGAUUCUACAAUUGCUCCAAUCCCAACGCCAGGUCCAGUCGAUCCUUUUGCCCAGUACGCAGGCUCCAUAACUGACAACAGCACCACCACCAAACCCAGGAAAAGAUUUCAUAGCGCCGACUUUGUCGAGAUAGAGCCAAGAGCGAACUCCGCAACCAGGGACAUCACAAUAUGCGGCCAAGAUUUCUCCGCCCCAUCCUACAACUCCUACAGCACAACAGGCAACGGCAACUCUUACAGUCCCUACUACAGCUACAUGUUCCAACUUCCCCGAUGUUCUACCUACAAUUGGGCUCUGACCCAAGGACCCACGGCCCCAGACAGCGCAAGCUAUGCAACCGAGCACAUCUACGAGCUCCAACUCAUCGCCAUCUUCCUCCGAUGGUUAGCAGCCAACAACGCAGGCCUGCAAGCCUACCUCGCCGUCAACAACAGGAACGUUUGCGCCAACUUCAUCAACCAAAUCCUCUUCGGCCAGGGCCAGCAAUGGACCGUCACCACCUUUGGCGCCGGAGGCAGCAUCAAAACCGCCGGCAGCCGACCCAUCGACGAGCUCAUGAGUCAAAUGUCCGGCGGGACUCGCACCAGCGAACUCGUCUAUCUAGAAAACCACCUGAACGGCCUCAAAGCUCAACUCUUCGGCGGCAAUACCCCCUCCACCAUGACCAUGGCCGCCGCCCAACUGGCCCUCGUCGGCGAAUCCUCCGCGCUGUACCUCUACCUCCAAGACCCCAACGUGUCCGCCAUCUUCAAAGCCGUCUCCGACCGCGUCAAGACCUUCUACGCGAAACUGGACCGAGCCUGCGGACGCGGCGCCAGGGGCCCGUGUGCCGCGAACGUGCAGUGGGAAAGUAGCUAUCAGACGUGGCAAGCGCAGUAUCUGCAGCAGAUCGACGCGAGCUGGCAAGGGUGGAAGAGCGCGCAGGUCGCGGCGGCAGUGACGCAGAUCACGCCGAAGACGAGGGGCUCUGCUAUGUGGCAGACACUUCUGAACGCGGUGAAUGCGCAGACGAGUACGGGGCUGUUGAGUGCCGGGAGUUAUACCUUUGCUGGUAGUCUGACGAUUUGA
Molecule: messenger RNA, 2052 nt
Organism: Letharia lupina
Lineage: Eukaryota; Fungi; Ascomycota; Lecanoromycetes; Lecanorales; Parmeliaceae
Exons: 3
Coding region: 1-2052 (683 amino acids)
Source: RefSeq, a predicted model, not a curated record